GUCUUUAAGGAUUUAAUUAAGGAAUUAAAUAUUUCUGAUUUAAUUCUAAAAAAGAAGAGGCUCAAAAGAAAAAAAAAGGCUUCGUCUUUCUUCUUCUUACGUCUCUGUGGAAAUGCUCAAGGUGACUAGGGUUUAUCACCUCUUUCUUCUUAUCGAAAAUUGAGUGAUCUCUGAAAUGGCUGCGGAGCUUGUUAGUUCUGCAACGAGUGAAAAGCUUUCUGAACUGGAUUGGACCAAAAACAUUGAGAUCUGUGAGCUAGCUGCUCGAGAUGAAAGGCAAGCAAAAGAUGUUAUCAAGGCAAUCAAAAAACGGUUAGGGAGCAAGAACCCAAACACUCAAUUAUAUGCUGUCCAGUUGCUGGAGAUGUUGAUGAACAAUAUUGGAGAGAAUAUUCAUAAGCUGGUUAUAGACACUGGUGUUCUCCCUACACUUGUGAAGAUUGUAAAGAAAAAAACGGAUUUUCCUGUAAGAGAGAGGAUAUUUCUCCUUCUUGAUGCAACUCAAACCUCUCUUGGUGGCUCUUCAGGAAGAUACCCUCAGUAUUACACAGCAUACUAUGAUUUAGUGCAAGCAGGAGUAAAGUUUCCUCAGAGGUCUAACUCCACACCACCAGUUGUGGUCACCGCACAAGCGGUUCCUAGAAGUACGCUUAAUGAACAGCUUGCAUCCGCUAGAAAAGAGAGGACUGCUCCUCCUCCUACUCAGCAGCGAGAAAGAGAAUCUCAAACUACUACCUCCUCUCCUUCUAGCAUUUUACAAAAGGCUAGUGCUGCGUUAGAAGUUUUGAAGGAAGUGCUUGACGCAGUUGAUUCUCAAAAUCCUGAGGGAGCAAAAGAUGAGUUUACUCUUGAUCUUGUUGAACAAUGCGCGUUUCAGAAAGAGCGUGUAAUGCACCUCGUCAUGACAUCAAGGGAUGAAAGAGCAGUGUCUCAAGCAAUAGAAUUGAAUGAGCAGCUUCAGAGGAUUCUUAAUAGACAUGAAGAUUUACUCUCUGGUGGAAUCACGGUGCCAGGCAGGUCGUCUACUACAACUAACGGUUAUCAUUCUACUUCAAAUGGUCACAAGAAACCAAGCAGCUCUAUCUCCAUUGAAGAUGAGGAUGAAAUAGAAGAGGAGCCUGAACAGUUAUUCAGAAGAUUGAGAAAAGGGAAAGCUAGAGCAAUGCCUGAAGAUGAUGAAGAAGAAGAGGCAUCACCACCUCCUCCACAAGUCUUGCUUGGAUCAGCGAUACAUAACGAGAGGCUAAACCGUCCACUCAUUCGUCCUUUACCAUCAGAGGAGUCACCACGCAGUAGUGAUGGCCAUUCGCAGUCCUCCUCCUCCUCCUCCUCGCCUGUUGUGAUUCCACCGCCACCUGCAAAACACGUCGAGAGGCAGAAGUUUUUCAAGGAGAAGAAGGUUGAUGGUGGUGCCUCGGGUUUGCCAGGUCAUAUGAGAGGUCUUUCUGUGCACAGUGGUAGCAGCUCACGCAGUGGAAGUGUGGACUUCAGUGAAUGAAACACUCCCAAAAGCUAUGUCACAUCUAUAAGUAUAUGUAUUCUUUUUUUUUUUUUACUCUUGCUCCUUUUAGGUUUUGGUUAAACUACAGAAAACGUGUCUUUUGUGUGUUGCUGUGUGUCUAGACGAGAUUAUAGCGCCAUGAGAUUAAAAGGUGUCUUGGUUUCACUUUGUUGAAGCAUGAGGUUAUGCUAUUUACAGUAGUGUGCUGUUCCUGUCCUGUUUGUGUGUAAUGAAGCUGAAUGUAAAAAAAAAAACUAUUCAGUUUUCUUGAAUGUAUAUUCCACAUGUUAUGGGCC
Messenger RNA from Raphanus sativus (radish), 1797 nucleotides. RefSeq names its product TOM1-like protein 5. The record is from RefSeq and is a predicted model, not a curated record. Gene Ontology annotation, molecular function: ubiquitin binding; phosphatidylinositol binding. NCBI's taxonomy places the organism in Eukaryota, Viridiplantae, Streptophyta, Magnoliopsida, Brassicales, Brassicaceae. Gene Ontology annotation, biological process: protein transport to vacuole involved in ubiquitin-dependent protein catabolic process via the multivesicular body sorting pathway. The transcript is spliced from 10 exons. Bases 176 to 1498 code for a protein of 440 amino acids.